Tetrahymena thermophila SB210 is the source of this 2052-nucleotide messenger RNA. Its product is annotated as ABC-2 family transporter protein. Gene Ontology annotation, molecular function: ABC-type transporter activity; ATP hydrolysis activity; ATP binding. The record is from RefSeq and is a predicted model, not a curated record. Gene Ontology annotation, cellular component: membrane. NCBI's taxonomy places the organism in Eukaryota, Ciliophora, Oligohymenophorea, Hymenostomatida, Tetrahymenidae. The transcript is spliced from 4 exons.
AUGACUGAUCUAUAAACAAUUUAGAUUAACACUGCCAAUAAUCAAAAUGAAGUUGACAGUCUCUAGAAUAAGAACCCAAGAGACUCUGUAAAUUUCGAACCAAAGAUAAAUCCCGUCCACAAUUUAAAUGCAAAUGCAAACGGAAACGGUGCUCAAUCAUCAAAAGCAAUUGAAAUCUCCAAUCCAAUUGAAUUGACUUGGAAGAAUCUCAAUAUCGAUGCCUUCGUCAAGAAGCAAGUCAAAACAGAAACUGGCAAGAAAAAAACUGUCACCGAAAGAAGAUAAAUUCUUAAAAACUUGAGCGGUACCUUAAAGCCAGGUCAAUUCACUGCUAUCUUAGGUCCUUCUGGUUGCGGUAAAACCACUUUGUUGAACUUCUUAUCAGGUAGACUUGUUGCCAACAAUAUGGAAAUCAGUGGUAGUCUAAUGUUAAACAGCUAAGAAAUUACUGAUAUCGAUGAUUACUCCAACUAAAUUGCUUAUGUCAUGCAAGAUGAUAUUCUUCUCGCCACCUUCACUCCUACUGAGGCCUUCAAGUUCAGUGCUGAUUUGAGAUUAAAGAACUUAUCUGAAUAACAAAAGAUGGAAAGAGUCAUGAAACUUAUCAAAGAAUUAGGUUUAACCAAGUGCAAGGACACCAAGAUUGGUAACGCUAUGAUUAGAGGUGUUUCCGGUGGUGAAAGAAAGAGAACUUCAAUUGGUGUUGAAUUGCUCACCAAUCCUGCUAUGCUUUUCUUAGAUGAACCCACCACUGGUUUGGAUAGUUCUACUGCUUUACAAGUCGUUGAACUCUUACAAAGCUUGAGUCACAAGGGUGUCAAUGUCGUCUCAACCAUCCAUCAACCUUCCUCUGAAAUCUUCGAUUCCUUCGAAAGAUUAAUUCUUAUUUGCAGAGGUAACAUCAUCUAUCAAGGUGAAGCCCACAAGGCCGUUGACUACUUCACUGCUAUUGGUCACAAGUGUCCCGACUUCUCCAAUCCCUCUGAUUACUUCAUGAAACUCAUGAACGAAGAAGGUCUCUUAAUCGAAUUGAUGCAAAAGGGUCAACUCGAAAUCAAGGAUGAAGAAGUCAACGCCCAAUUCGAAUAACGUCUCGAAUUGUUCGUCAACAGCUACAAGGGAUCCGACUAAGUUAAAAUCUUAGAACCCACCUUCAAUCAAUCUCUCUAAAAGAAUGACGACAGUUUCAAUGUCAGCAUUGCCAAAUAAUUCCUCUUACUUCUUAAGCGUUCUUUCAUCUCCCAAAUCCGUAACCCUAUGGAUGUGUUGAUGAAAUCAGUUUAAAUGAUCAUCUUCGCUAUUGCCACAGUUAUUGUCUUCUAACCCCUCGGUGAAGGUCAAUCAGGUAUCUAAAAUAGAUCUGGUGCCCUUUUCUUCUUAGCCACUAUGAAUGCCUUCUCCUCAAUUCAAGGUUCCAUUGCUACCUUCUCAGUUGAAAGACCUCUUUUCCUUAGAGAAAGACUUAAUAAAUCAUACAGUGUCGGUCCUUACUUCUGGGGUAAAAAUCUUGCUGAAUUCCCCUUCCAUCUCCUCUAUCCUAUCCUUACCAUCGUUAUUACUUACUACUCCAUUGGUCUUAAUGAUGAAUCCGCUAAAUACUUCUUCAUUCUCUGCGCUGCUAUGAUCUGCACAUUCUUCUAUGGUACUUCAUAUGGUCUUUUGAUUUCAGUUAUUAUCCCCAAGAUGGAAGUCGCUAUGGCUCUCGUUCCCGUCCUCGUUAUUCCCUUCAUGGUUCUCGGUGGUUUCUUCGUUAACACAAAUAAUAUUCCCGAUUACCUCAAGUGGAUUGAAUACGUUUCUAUGUUCAAAUACGGUUUCUAAGCUGCUGCCCUCAAUGAAUUCGACACCGUUAACUUCACCUGUUAUGACUAAACCAAAAACGAACCUUGCGAUCCCCUUGCCCAAUUAGGUAUCAAGGAAUCUAUGGGUGCUAACUUCGGUGCUUUGAUUGCUUUGGGUGUUGGUUGCAGAGUUAUUGCCUACUUCAUGAUGCACUUAAUCUCUACCCCCAAGAGACCCAAACUCAACGAAAAGAAGCAAAUCAAGGCUUGA